GCCCCGAGAGCAGAGGUGGGAUCUCCCCUUCUUGGGCCUCCAACGCUACGAGCUUAGCGGAGCGCCUCGCGGGCGGUUUCCUCCCACAGGAAACCACAGGCGUUGGGCACACCCAGCCUGCAGGGAGGAGCGCCUACUGCCCGCCGACUCCGGGGAGGCCCAAGUGGGCAGCAGCCGACCACUAAAGGGGCGAGGAGGUGUGGUCAGACAGGGGCGUGACCGGAAGGCGGGGGCGGUGCGAGGAGCCGGGUGCCCCGCCCACUUCCGCCUCUCAGUCUGCGGACUCCGUGGGCAGCGAAGGGAUUUUUCGUGCCUUAAGAGGCCGUUGGCCGCGCAUGCGUAGUGAGGUGCUGGGAGGACCUGAGGCGGUGGUGAGCAUUACUCCCCCUCACAAGUCCCGGCGCCGGCACCGCCUUCCUGCUAAUGAAGCCUCAAAAUAACGUGGUCCUAAGAUACGCUUCUCUCCGGCCCUUCCCGAAGGACCUCGGUCUUCCAGAUGUUUUGCUCUCAACCUUGCCUCCAAUUCCCGGAAACACAGCCCGAUCCUCGCAGGCCCGUGUUCCCCUUGCAGCCCCUCCCGACCGCCCGCAGGCCUUUCCAGCUAGAGUGCCUCCUGGUUAGCCCCGCCCCCACAAGUCUUGGGAACCACGGUCCUUCCAGCGCCCUCCCAGCGGACUCCUCACGCGCUCUUCCAGCCACGCCCCUCCUUGGCCCAAGAAACCCCGCCCUCCUCAGGUAUCCGUGCUCCUCCCCUCGAGAGUCCCCGCAGCCCCGCCCUUCACAGUAACCAGACCACAACAGUGAGCUAGGAGCGCCAAGGACAGGGCAAGCACUCCAGCAGGAGUCCCACCCUCUUUGGGAAAGAUGCCUUCAGGAUUCUCUGCAGGGAACAACCGCUCCGAGAAUGGCAGCGAGGCCUACCUCGAGGGAAUGGUGGACUGGGAGCUGAGCAGAUUGCUGCGGCAGUGCAAAGUGAUGGAGGGUGAAAGGCGGGCCUACAGCAAGGAAGUCCACCAGCGCAUCAAUAAGCAACUUGAGGAGAUCCACCGCCUAGAGGAGGUGCGGGACAAACUUCAGGUGCAGAUCAGCGUCGCCCAGAGCCAGGUCAAGCGGCUGCAGGACAAUGAGAGGCUGAAGAACAUGGGCCGCUUGCUGAAGUGCCAGGCCCAGGUGCAGGCCGAGGUCAAGGAGCUGCAGGAGCAGGCCAGGACCCUGGACAGGCAGAUCCAGGAGUGGGAGACCCGGAUCUUUGCCCAUAGUAAGUCUGCUAGGGCCCCGGGAGUCAUUGUGAACCAGAAGGCCAAGAUCCAGAGAAGGAUCAACAUCCUGGAAGACCAGUUGGACAGGGUCACCUGUCGCUUUGAUAUCCAGCUGUUGCAGAACGCAGCCCUGCGGGAGGAGCUGGAUCUCCUGCGGGUCGAGAGGACCCGAUAUCUGAACGUGGACCGCAAGCUGCAGAAGAAGAUCCAGCUCCUGCGGGACACCAUCAGAGCCCUCAUAGUCUCUUCCACCUCAGCUUACGCCGUCAGGGAGGAGGCGAAGGCCAAGAUGGUAAUGCUGCGGGAGAGAGCGGACAAGGAGGUGGCCCAGAACGACACGGAGGUGCAGACUCUGCAGCGGCAGAUAGCGCACCUGGAGAACCUGCACCGCUUCCUCAAGCUCAAGAAUGAUGAUCGGCAGCCGGAUCCGGCCAUCGUGCAGAAGCGCGAGAAACGGGCCCGGGAGGUGGUCGAGGGCCUCCGGAAGACCUCCCAGGAGAAGCUGGUGCUGCUCUACGAGGACACCCUGAAUAAACUGUCCCAGCUGACCGGGGAGAGCGACCCGGACCUGCUGGUGGACAAGUACCUGGAGAUGGAGGAGCGCAACUUCGCCGAGUUUAACUUCAUCAAUGAGCAGAACUCGGAGCUGGAGCAUCUGCAGGAGGAGAUCAAAGAGAUGCAGGAGGCCAUAGAGAGCACGCGCAGCAGCGAGGCUACCCGGCGGUCGCUGCAAAAGCAGCAGCGGGAGGUGUUGCAGCAACGCAUGGAUGAGGUGCGCACAGAGGCCGACAACCUCCAGACCCUCUCCCAGGAAUUACAAGGGCAGCUGGAGAAGCUCAAGGCCGAUAUCCAGAAGCUCUUCACCAAGGCCCAGUGUGACAGCACCAUCAUCAAUGACCUCCUGGGAGUCAAGACCUGUAUGCGGGACAGAGACAUCAGCCUCUUUCUGGGCCUCAUUGAGAAGCGGCUGGUGGAGCUCCUAACCGUGCAGGCCUUCCUAGCCGUCCAGAGCUACACCUCCUCCAGCUUGGCCAAUGCUGCCCUCCUGGUGCUGGGCCAGAGCCCCGAGGAUCUUCCUAAGAAGAUGGCCCCACCUCAGCUCCCUGACAAUCUGGAGGACCCCCUCGGCUUUGAGGCCAAGGAGGACUAUCCGCUGAGUAAGGAGGAGCUGCUGAGCCAAGUGAUGAAGUCGCUAGAAGCUCGGGAGCAAGCUCGGGAGCAGCAUCUGAAGGAGCUGGUCGAGGUCGUGAGGAAGGUCGACAGCAGCUCAAACAUAACCAUCUCCAGUACCCAGAAGACCGGCUCAGGCACACCUCUGGUGAUCGCCAGGAGCCCUAGUAAUAUUCCCGCGUCUAUCCUGAGCUACAGGACUAGUGGCAUCCUGAUGUCUGGCGGAGGUCAUGCCCCCAUCUCCAGUGUUGGCCACAUCGCCUUUGGUGACCCCACCUCCAGUGCAGGUCAUAGGACCCAGGGCUCCAUCAGUGCCAGCCAGAGCUCAGCUGGGGGCCGUGUGACCUUCAGAUCCCUCAGCUCUAGUAGCUACCUGGGGUCCACUGGGUACUUGGGGUCCAGUGGAGGCCUUGGAAGCCUAGGAGGUGUGCACAGCAGAGGCACCGAGUCAGAAUCGAGCAGAGGCCCGUGGUCCAGCAGAGGCCAAGCCUCGAGUGCUGGCCCAGCCUCCAACACUGUUCCGGGCUCCACCACUAGCAAAGACUCCUAGAACUUCAACUAGGGGCCUCAGUGCCCACCCUGUCUCUGGCUCCUUGGA
Rhinolophus ferrumequinum (greater horseshoe bat) is the source of this 3027-nucleotide messenger RNA. It is a transcript of the gene ODAD1, whose product is annotated as outer dynein arm docking complex subunit 1. NCBI's taxonomy places the organism in Eukaryota, Metazoa, Chordata, Mammalia, Chiroptera, Rhinolophidae. The transcript is spliced from 16 exons. Bases 865 to 2979 code for a protein of 704 amino acids. Gene Ontology annotation, biological process: outer dynein arm assembly; cilium movement. The record is from RefSeq and is a predicted model, not a curated record. Gene Ontology annotation, cellular component: axoneme.